AUGUCUUUGGCGGAAUUCGACGAAAUACACUACGAGCACUCGACCAGCCGGUUGGAUGUUCCAUCCAACUACCUGAUGAAAAAAGCUCGUCGGAAUCCAAGUGGAUUGGACGAACUUCGCAAAUCCGUGAAAUCUGCCACGAUCUACGUGGGGAACCUUUCGUUUUACACUUCCGAAGAACAAAUAUACGAGCUGUUUAGCAAAUCGGGCGUAAUCAAACGCAUUAUCAUGGGACUGGACCGUUUCAAAUUCACGCCGUGUGGGUUCUGUUUUGUGAUUUACAACACGCCGGAGGAGGCGCUGAACGCAGUCAAGUAUUUAUCGGACAUGAAGCUGGACGACCGUAACAUAACGCUGGACUUGGACCCGGGGUUCGAAGACGGACGGCAGUUUGGCCGGGGCAAGUCUGGGGGUCAGGUGAGCGACGAGCUGCGGUUUGAGUACGAUGCGUCCAGGGGAGGGUUCACGGUGCCGCUUGUGGACCGGAUUGGCACGAACGCCACGCACAAUUUCGGUGCGCGUCGUGUGAGAGACACAUAUGUUCCUGGCCAGGAACACGAAGCUGCUGAAGAGGAAGAUGCGGAGGAGGAGGGAGAAGAGCCCGACAACUACGUUCCAGGUCAGUAG
Lachancea meyersii CBS 8951 is the source of this 627-nucleotide messenger RNA. Lineage: Eukaryota; Fungi; Ascomycota; Saccharomycetes; Saccharomycetales; Saccharomycetaceae. The record is from the annotation of a GenBank genome assembly.